CCCUGGAUUCGACGUCAACCACGGAUCAGUACCGGAUACCACCAAACCAGCUCGCAUGGCCUUUUCUACCAAUCACCUCGUCACGCCAACUUGCCAGCCCGGCUUCGAGGUGACGGCCAACGUUUCCUGCAUGGGCGAUGGAAAAUGGGUUUUCCCCUCCGGAAUGACUCAAGCGCAGUUUGUGUCAUCUGUGUGCAAAGUGACGCCACCAACUUUCACCUCCUCUGACCUUACGGUCCGUCAAACCAUCAAUGGUCAGAUGACCGCAUUUAUCCCACCGGCCACCCUGUCAGUUGUGUUUCACCUCACCUGCGUCGCAGCCUAUCAGCCUUCCAGCGGAUCAGUCGUGGUAACCAUCAGCCCUCUCAACACAGCCUCAAAGCAUAUCACUCGCUAUGACACCGGUCUAGUUCAGACCUGUACUGCCCGUAGUCCGCUUGGCACUGCUACCGCUCAAAUCAAAAUCGCCCAGGGUUACCCUGUUUCGAUCUAUCCCGUCAGAGCAUCCAUGGUUCUGUUGCCGUCCGGUGGAACAAACUCAUCGUUGCUUGUGGCUGCUCACGGUACCCCUCUGGGUCAACACGUAGUAUGUGUGUUUGUUGCUGAUGGCUCAGCUCCCCAGUGUGGCGCAUGGACCGAUUCCUAUGCCAGCAGCAGCCUUGUGAUGGUGGACACUCCGUCUGUCAAGGCCACCCUGGAAUUCACCGCUCCCACACUCACCUGCCCUGGUUCGUUCCACAUCGUCGUCACCCGUCCGCUGGCAGCAAACCAGCCUACGGUCACCGUCACCACUAUGCUCGUCAACCCAUUCCCCAUUUUCGGAUCCGCACCCCCCGUCAGCACCUAUAGUCACGAGGUUGGUACGCCCGUGCCCGCGUCACGUGACUACCCGGCUACAUGCUAGCUUCGUGCUGCCAGCCAUCGAACGUAUACAACGUUGCUGGAGUCCUAAUGCAGGGCUGUCUUCUUUUUAUCUGGAGACUGUAUGAGUAUUGCCAGAUCUGGCUUGCAAAUCAAGGCAGGGACCUUUUUCAAGGGACUCAAUCGUAAGGGUAUGCACGUACACCUACCCUUUCCUCGGCUAAUAGCCUUUUCUUUAAACUUGUUUUUUUGUUUUGUCUGAUCAUCUGGCACUCAAGCUAUACCUAAAAAUUCAAGGAGUGUAUAUUAAUAUUAUUGCUAACACUGUACACAGUCCGUGUUCAGCAAUAAUUAUUAUAUUAUUCGAAGCUGUUCUAUAUCAAAGCUGUGAAUAAGAUGUGCUGUCAUCACCAAGCACACAUUACGAAGCUAUUUUGAAUUUAUUUUGCAUAGCCAUGAGGUCCAUUUGCCAUCAUCUAUUAUUCUUUUCUCUCUCUCUCUCUCUCUCUCUCUCUCUCUCUCUCUCUCUCUCUCUCUCUCUCUCUCUCUCUCUCUCUCUCUCUCUCUCUCUCUCUCUCUCUGUCGUUCACAUGUUUCAAAGAGGCGAAAUCGCCUGGGUGUGGUGCGACGCUAAAUAUACUUUAAAGGCUCGAAGACUCCAGACAUUGUGCUGUUGCU
This is a messenger RNA of Sycon ciliatum, 1539 nucleotides long. RefSeq lists its product as uncharacterized. The coding region runs from base 56 to 904 and encodes 282 amino acids. The record is from RefSeq and is a predicted model, not a curated record. The transcript is spliced from 4 exons. Lineage: Eukaryota; Metazoa; Porifera; Calcarea; Leucosolenida; Sycettidae.